Molecule: messenger RNA, 180 nt
Organism: Lymnaea stagnalis (great pond snail)
Lineage: Eukaryota; Metazoa; Mollusca; Gastropoda; Lymnaeidae
Source: the annotation of a GenBank genome assembly
AUAUCAGCAUUUAUUAAAAUAGUUCUGGACAAAUAUGACAAAGACGUGAAAGCUAUGCCACUCAGUAAUAAUAUUGUUCACAGAAGAUUAGAUGAAAUGUAUCAACAUAUUGAAAUAAAACUUUUUGAAAAACACAAAACAAGAAAAUUUGCAGUGCAAAUUGAUGAAUCGAAUUUGUGA